Messenger RNA from Tribolium castaneum (red flour beetle), 762 nucleotides. It is a transcript of the gene Ash, whose product is annotated as achaete-scute homolog. The record is from RefSeq and is marked provisional. Gene Ontology annotation, molecular function: protein dimerization activity; RNA polymerase II transcription regulatory region sequence-specific DNA binding; DNA-binding transcription factor activity, RNA polymerase II-specific. The transcript has a single exon. Gene Ontology annotation, biological process: developmental process; regulation of transcription by RNA polymerase II. Bases 1 to 762 code for a protein of 253 amino acids. Lineage: Eukaryota; Metazoa; Arthropoda; Insecta; Coleoptera; Tenebrionidae.
AUGGCAGUCGUCCAAACACCGUUCGCGAUGACCCUCGGCCAGCAAAACAAAAUGUACAACGUGAUCCAGCACUCGCCUCAGCAAUCAAUCAUCGUCUCUGGAAGCAUCACCCAACCCACCAAAACCGUCAUCCAGAGCAAACGACCCCUGGCUCCGGCCCCGGAAAGGACGUCGGUUUUAGUCACCAAUAACUCGGAUCUGCGAUGCAAGAGAAAAAUCCAGUUCAUGCCCUACGGACCCCAACAGCAACCGGCGUCGGUGGCCAGGAGAAACGCCAGGGAACGAAACCGAGUCAAACAAGUAAAUAAUGGAUUUGCAACGUUGAGACAACAUAUUCCUGCAAGCGUCGCUGCAGCUUUUGCCCCCCAAGGACCAUCGACAGGACGUGGAGCUUCGAAAAAGCUCAGUAAAGUCGAAACUUUAAGACUAGCAGUUGAAUACAUCCGGAGUCUCAAACAAAUGAUCGAAGACCAUGAAAAUGACACGACCGGAAACUCCGGUGAAGGCUCCCUCCAAGAAAACCGAUAUUACAACAACAGUCCGGACCAAUACCAAUCCUACCAAAUUUUACUACCCACCCCCACAUGUUCGGAGGCCUCCUCAUCACCCACCCCCUCACACAGUUCCGAAAGUUCCUUCUCAGCCGCCUCCAGCUACACCAACACGAUUUACCACCAGGAAAAUUUCGAAAAUUACGAACCGAAAAGUCCCGAAGAUGAGGAACUCCUCGAUGCGAUAUUCUCCUGGCAACAGAACGAAUGA